AUGCCGGUCGACUACAGCAAGUGGGAUGCGCUGGAGCUCAGCGAUGACUCUGAUGUCGAGGUUCAUCCCAACGUCGACAAGCGGUCUUUCAUUCGCGCCAAGCAGAACCAGAUUCAUGCGGAACGUCAGCAACGCAAGCUCCAGAUCGAGACCCUCAAGUACGAAAGAAUCAUCAAUGAUACUCUGAUCAAGCGGAUCUCCUCCCUUCUUGCCUCUCUCAAGGCUCAUGCUUCGGAAGUCAGCUCGCGCAACCCAGGCGAGGUGGCCUUUCAGGCUGUCAUAGAGUCGGCCGCUGGUCUAGAUCCCAAGGAUGACCAGCCCCCACCAAGGCCUGCCGGUGUUCACAAUGCAGAGCAACCCCUGCCUACGUACACCAAGAUGAUGGCCACGCUUCUUGACGAUGUGAACAAGACUUUAGAGGAGAAGAAGGUAGAGCAAGACAAGAGAUACGAAGCUACCAUCGCGGAAGUGGAGGAGCACCUCAAGAAAGUCACAAACCUACAGGGCGAGUUGCUCAACAAGCUUGACGAGUUGGAAAAGAUUGACAAGAGCAAAAUUACGAGCGAGUCUAUCCACACGGGCUUUGACAGCACGCACAUCAACAAGGCGAAGGCCUCUACCUCAGGAGACAAGAAGGAGACGUCCAAGGUCGAACUUCUAAACCCGAACUACAGCGCCACCGAUAGCCUACCUGCACCCAGCACGACUACGAACGAUGAUGACGAUGAUGCUGAAAUUGAGGCUUCUCCUGCCGCCAAACAAUUUGCUUCGAUCAAGGCAGACGACUACCGGGAGUCCCUCGCCUUCCUUACGAAACACCCAGAAAUCCUUACCGAAAAAGAAACCGAUGGCUUGCUCGUCCUCGCUUUCGACGCACAGCUUCAGAACCGUGACGACUAUGCUCGCAAUUGCGUCCACCAAGCACUCCUGCUGCAGUACUGCCGGGCUUUGGGACGCGACGGCGUCGCUCUGUUCUUCAAGCGCAUCACGACACAAGGCCACCAGGCCCAGGAGGUCUUCUUCAAGGAUGUGCAGGACACAUUUUACAAGAUCAAGAAUAGGGCUAGAGAAAUCAACCUACAGAGGGCAAAGGAAGAGGCCGAAGGUGGCAGCCAAGAGGGUGUCGAACAGAUCCAACUGCAUGCGGUAGAGCCUGGUACGGUGAUAAACAUCAACAUUCCUCCAGCUGACAGUGAAGACCCAGAGGUACAGCAAGCUAGAGCUAUCUUUGAAAGCUUUAGUCCCGAGAUGAAGAAGGCUCUGGAAUCGGGCAAGUUGGAUGAGGUGAACAAGGUUCUGGGCAAGAUGAAGGUUGAGGAGGCUGAGGAGUUGGUGAGCAAAUUUGGAGAUGCUGGUGUUUUGAGUCUCGAGGAGGAAAUCAUUGACGCCACUACACAAGAGGGCCAGGAAAAGUGGAAGGAGAUCGAAGCUGCCAAGAAGCACGCAGAUGAGCCCGCUGGUGACCCGGAAUGA
Neurospora hispaniola is the source of this 1473-nucleotide messenger RNA. RefSeq lists its product as uncharacterized. The record is from RefSeq and is a predicted model, not a curated record. Gene Ontology annotation, molecular function: heat shock protein binding; protein kinase binding; protein-folding chaperone binding. Lineage: Eukaryota; Fungi; Ascomycota; Sordariomycetes; Sordariales; Sordariaceae. Gene Ontology annotation, biological process: protein folding; protein stabilization. The coding region runs from base 1 to 1473 and encodes 490 amino acids. The transcript is spliced from 3 exons. Gene Ontology annotation, cellular component: cytoplasm.